AUGUGCCCAACGGACACGCUCACUGACGCGCAGAUGACGCCGUACACCUUUCAGCACUGCACGGGUGACGUGCAGGUCGGCAAGUCCUACGAGGUCCACUACGUGCACUCUUCAGCCGGCACCGACAACGAUGCUUCGGACGGCAUGAAUGCAGACCUCCUCGCGGAUGGUUUGGGAGGUGCCGCAAACGGCCGUGGCCUUCUGAACCCUAUGGUCGUGGUGCAGGGCCAGAUCUACCAGAUCGUGAACGGGGGGCCUACUGUGAACGAUCUGCUGCAUGGCUGGACCGUUGUUGGACAUAACAACUCCGUCAUGUACUCUGGGUCAACCACCGGCCAGUCGCACGACAACUCAGUGUGCUCUCCAUACGUCAUCACUUGGCAUGUGGACAAGGAUUGCCACCAGGUUUCUCCCGAGUCUUUCGACAACCUCUGCAAGCAGAUGAAGGACCUGUACGGGAUGUCGGUUGACCUCGCACCCCACGGCUCUCGCAUUCUGGUGUCUCCGACCUACGUGGUGCAAUCUCAGUACGUUGUGCCCUUGGCCUGA
This is a messenger RNA of Symbiodinium natans, 549 nucleotides long. NCBI's taxonomy places the organism in Eukaryota, Dinophyceae, Suessiales, Symbiodiniaceae. The record is from the annotation of a GenBank genome assembly.